CGCAGCAGUUGCCCCUGGUAACGGGGAGGCAGGAGGAGGAGGAGGGACUCGGCGGGAGGAUGGGCUUACUCUCAAUUUUGCGCAAAUUGAAAAGUGCACCGGACCAGGAGGUGAGAAUCCUUCUCCUGGGCUUGGAUAAUGCUGGCAAGACUACUCUUCUAAAACAGCUUGCAUCUGAAGACAUCAGCCACAUCACACCUACACAGGGUUUUAACAUAAAAAGCGUACAAUCACAAGGUUUUAAACUGAAUGUAUGGGACAUUGGUGGACAGAGGAAAAUCAGACCAUACUGGAGAAAUUAUUUUGAAAAUACCGAUAUUCUUAUAUAUGUAAUUGACAGUGCAGACAGAAAAAGAUUUGAAGAGACGGGUCAGGAACUAGCUGAAUUACUGGAGGAAGAAAAGCUAAGUGGUGUGCCGGUGCUCAUCUUUGCAAAUAAGCAGGAUUUGCUCACAGCAGCCCCUGGCUCUGAAAUCGCUGAAGGACUUAACCUGCACACCAUCCGUGACCGAGUCUGGCAGAUCCAGUCUUGCUCUGCUCUCACAGGAGAGGGCGUUCAGGAUGGCAUGAACUGGGUCUGCAAAAAUGUCAAUGCAAAGAAGAAAUAAAAUCUAGACGAAUGGAGAUGCAGGAGCUGCGGGAGCCGAAUUCAGUCCUGAAAAACACUAAUUUGCUGCUUUCUGACCAAAUGUUUUUCCAUCUGUGUACAGCUACAGCUGUUUGAAGGGAGGGAACAACACAGUUUAAAAAGAAUCCCCAUUCCAGCAGUAGAUUUAACUGAUCUCUGAGGUUCAGUAUCAUUUUUCAA
Molecule: messenger RNA, 808 nt
Organism: Cynocephalus volans (Philippine flying lemur)
Lineage: Eukaryota; Metazoa; Chordata; Mammalia; Dermoptera; Cynocephalidae
Gene: ARL3
Product: ADP ribosylation factor like GTPase 3
Exons: 6
Coding region: 60-608 (182 amino acids)
Biological process (GO): cilium assembly
Cellular component (GO): cytoplasm; microtubule cytoskeleton
Molecular function (GO): GTPase activity; GTP binding
Source: RefSeq, a predicted model, not a curated record